AUGGUGUUCUGCGAGGGCUGCAGGGAAUGGCUACACUUCGGCUGCGCCGACGUAGGAGCAGAGGUCAAACACGACGACGAUUGGCGAUGCUUUUCGUGCCAGGAUAAGGAUCCGGAAGAUGAUCCGGCAUGUGAUGCGAUUUCCGUUGACGACACCAUUGAUGGAGCUGCGAAGGAAAACACUGGUAAGUCUCAAACCAUCUCCGACGGCGAAGAGGUUGCUAUGGCAAUAGAGAAGAUGAAGAAGGAUAAAGAGCGUCUGAAGAGAAGGAUGGAGCAGAGGCUAACGUUGGCUAAGGCCCAAAUGUAGCUCGAAAACGAGAAGAUGGAGAUGGAAUGGGCGCUAGAGAAGCAGAUUAUGGAAAUGAAGAUCGCUUCCAAACAGGCUUUCCAGAAGAAGAAGGAUUUGGAGAAGAAAAGGCUGAAGGAUCAGCUGAAGAAACUCGGUGAUGGAGAAACGCAAACGGAAAAGGAGAUUCAGGAAUUGGAGCGGCGGAAAGAGGAAGCAAAAGGAAAGGGAACGAGGAUAUAG
Molecule: messenger RNA, 531 nt
Organism: Armigeres subalbatus
Lineage: Eukaryota; Metazoa; Arthropoda; Insecta; Diptera; Culicidae
Product: chromatin assembly factor 1 subunit A-like
Exons: 1
Source: RefSeq, a predicted model, not a curated record